Gymnogyps californianus (California condor) is the source of this 8173-nucleotide messenger RNA. It is a transcript of the gene ATR, whose product is annotated as ATR serine/threonine kinase. The transcript has 46 exons. Gene Ontology annotation, biological process: protein phosphorylation; telomere maintenance; DNA damage checkpoint signaling. The record is from RefSeq and is a predicted model, not a curated record. Bases 1 to 7758 code for a protein of 2585 amino acids. Gene Ontology annotation, cellular component: nucleus. Lineage: Eukaryota; Metazoa; Chordata; Aves; Accipitriformes; Cathartidae. Gene Ontology annotation, molecular function: protein binding; protein serine/threonine kinase activity.
AUGGCCGAGCAGGGCCUGGAGAUGGCCUCCAUGAUCCCGGCGCUGCGGGAGCUGGCCAGUGCAGGUCCAGAAGAAUACAAUACAGUUGUGCAGAAACCAAGACAAAUACUCUGCCAGUUCAUUGACAGAAUUCUUACAGAUGUAGAUGUUGUUGCUUUGGAACUGAUUAAGAAAUCAGAUUCACAGCCAAGUUCUGUAAUGUUGCUUGAUUUUAUUCAACAUAUCAUGAAGUCUUCCCCGCUUAUGUUUGUGAAUGUGGAUGGAAAUCAGGAGGAAACCGAAUGCAGUUGCAUUGAAUUUAGUAACUGGAUCAUAACAAGGCUUCUCCGAAUUGCUGCAACUCCAAACUGCAACACGUUGCACAAGAACAUUUGUGACGUCAUUUGCUCUUUACUUUUUCUGUUUAAAAUGAAGAGUUGCUCCAUUUUUGAAGUACUAACAAAAGACUUGCUACAGCUUUUGCAAGACUUAAUCUUCCUGCAUGAAAGAGAUGCACAAAAGCAUCUCUGGGGAGAUGGACUGGUCUGGCCAGUGACUGUGAAGAGAUUUUCAAGCAGUACUGGUGACAAAGUGGGAUAUUUAAGAUUGGCACCAUUACAGCUGAUGGGUAUGUCCAAUGUAGAAUGUUUGGAAGUUAUAUUGAUGUCUAUUCUGACAGAUAUUGUUGCAGAUGUGUUUUUUGUACGACAAGAUAUUAUUCUCUGGGGGAUAGGCUGCUCCCUGUUGGAGUAUGGCAGUCCAAAAGUUAAAGCUUUGGUAGUGAAGUUUUUGGUAAAAUUAAUUCAUUUAGGAGGACCUCCGGAACAGCUGGCCAGUGUUUUCUUCACAGUCUUUUUUGGAAUUCUACAGUCAGCAGUUGAAAUGGAUACUGAAGAAUCAGAACUCUUUGGAGAACCACUCUUACUGUUGGUGAGGACAUUGUUGCCUUUUGAAGCAGAUUCUUACAAAAAUAUUGAACCUGUCUACUUGAAUAUGCUACUAGAGAAGCUCUGUGCAUUGUUUGAAAGUGAUGUGUUUAGGUGUCUUCAGUCUGAAAAGCUGAAAGCUGCUUUUUGCCAUAUACUGCAAUAUUUUCUGGAGUUUGUUCCCACUGGCUAUGAAUCUGCCUUACAAGUAAGAAAAGUCCAUAUCGGUACCAUAUGCGGAAUUUUUGUGAAUGUGCUUGGAACUCAGGAAGAGCAAGAGUAUCUGGUGAGUCCGCUUUAUUCAGCAUUAAAAACACAAACAGAAGAACUCUUUCAAGAACUUCAUCAGAACCGGCUAGAUACUUCUGAUACUGAUGGAUGGAGCAGCAGCAGUGAUGAAGUUCCAGAGAAAAGACGACGACUAAGCCUACCAACAAAUAUAGAUCAUAAAGUAACUCAUCUGUGUGACUCUAACACAUAUAAGAAUACUCCGAGCUCCUCAGAUUCAGUGGUGAAUAUACAGUUCACAUGGAUUUCCUCUGAUUUUAUCACAAGAGUAGUGAAAGUCUGCAGAAACCUGUUAGAGGCUGCUACGCAGAUUGUUAACCUGGAACAAGUGAUUGACAGAAUAGUGAAAAUCUUUGAUGCUUUGCUGUAUGCACAAGUGAAAAUUCCACUGAGUGAUCAGGUUGUUGAUAACUUAUGUGGAUUGCUGUCUCUGCCCUGGAUUUACAGCCAUCCUGAUGAUUCUUCUUUUAAGCCAUCUGCUUUUGGGUUUGAUCCUCUAGUUUUGAGUCAAAAAACUGCACAGAGUUUCUCACCCCAAACUCAGUCACACUGUGUGUUCCUUCUGUCUCUCUUCCCAAGAAACAUUCAUCUGGAUUGGAGAAAAUCCAUUUAUCAUUGGGCACUAAAAAGUCCCCAUGAAGUAAUUCGGGCUACUUGUGUUAAAGGAUUCUCUCUCCUGCUUCAUCCACCAAGUGUGCAGUCCUGCAGUAUGAUUCCUAAAGCUCUUUUAAAUCAAAUCAAAGACGAGUCUGAGCUAGUCAAGGAGGCUUGUGCUGCUAUAGUUGGGAAAUUAUCUUGCUGUCUUUCUGGUACAUUCAGUGUACGACCUUCCUUAGCAGACUCUGCUAUUAAGCAUGUCACUUGCGGUAUUUUAUGUAGCAGCCUUACUGUGACUUCUGCUCAUGAAAAAACUUGUUCUGUGCAAGCCUGCGUUUUCAAGCCAUUUCUUAUUCUCCUCGAGAACAAAGUAUCCAGUUCAGUAAAGCUAACAUUUAUAGAAAAUAUACCUCAUCUUUGCAAACAUCUGGAUUUUAACACUGAUGAGUCCAGUGUGAAGAUUCUUGUUGGGUCUUUAUUAAAUCUAAUGGAAGAUCCAGACAAAGAUGUAAGAGUGGCUUUCAGUGACUGCAUAAAGAACAUACUAGAAUCCUUAGACUCUGAAGAAGGAUUCAUAAAAGAGCUGUUUGUUUCAAGAAUGAAAGAAGCCUAUACAAAUGCCAAAAUAUCAAGAAAUACUGAGCUUAAAGAUACCUUGAUUCUCACAACAGGAGAUAUUGGAAGAGCAUCAAAAGGAGAUUUGGUACCAUUUGCCCUCUUGCAUUUGUUACACUGUUUGUUGUCCAAGUCAGCUUCUGUGGCUGGAGCAGCAUACACAGAAAUUCGAUCCCUGGCGGCAGCUAAGUCCAUAAAACUGCAAGCCUUUUUCAGUCAGUACAAGAAGCCUAUCUGUCAGUUUCUAGUGGAAUCCCUGCACUCCAGCCAGAUGGCAGUAUUGAGUGCUCCAUGCCAGGGUAAUGAGCUACAGAAACAGACAGCUGCUCACCAGAGAGAAAUGGCUCUGGACAUGUUAUCUGAGAUCGCCAAUGUAUUUGAUUUUCCAGAUCUAAAUCGCUUUCUCUCACGGAUCCUACAAGUUUUGCUUCCUGACCUUGCAGCCAAGGCUAGUCCUGCAGCUUCCACGCUUAUUCGAACCAUAGCAAAACAGUUGAAUGUAAACCGAAGAGAGAUUUUAAUCAAUAACUUCAAAUACAUCUUCUCUCAUUUGGUCUGUUCCUGCUCCAAGGAUGAGCUUGAGCGGGCACUUCAUUACCUCAAGAAUGAGACUGAGAUAGAACUGGGCAGCUUGCUGAGACAGGACUACCAGGGACUGCAUAAUGAAUUAUUGCUGCGUAUAGGAGAACACUAUCAACAAGUCUUCAAUGGUUUGUCAAUAUUGGCUUCAUUUGCAUCUCAUGAUGAUCCCUAUCAGGGACCCAGAGAAAUAACAUCAUCUGAACAAAUGGCUGAUUAUCUGCAACCUAAAUUGCUUGGUAUCUUGGCUUUUUUUAACAUGCAGUUACUGAGCUCCAGUGUUGGCAUUGAGGAUAAAAAAAUGGCUUUAAACAGUCUUAUGUCUUUAAUGAAGCUCAUGGGUCCCAAACACAUCAGUUCAGUAAGAGUGAAGAUGAUGACUACGCUGAGAACAGCUCUAAGAUACAAGGACGACUUUCCAGAACUGUGUUGCAGAGCCUGGGAUUGUUUUGUUCGAAGUCUGGACCAUUCAUACCUUGGCUCCUUGCUUAGUCAUGUGAUAGUAGCGUUAUUGCCCCUUAUACAUAUCCAACCAAAGGAAACUACAGCAGUAUUUUACUUUCUCAUAGUUGAGAACAGGGAUGCAGUACGAGACUUUUUACAUGAAAUAUAUUUUCUGCCUGACCUUCCAGAACUAAAAGAAAUUCAGGUCGUGCUUCAGGAAUACAGAAAGGAAUCCUCCAAAAGCACCGACUUGCAGACAACACUGCAGCUGUCUAUGAGAGCUAUUCAGCAUGAGAAUGUGGAUGUUCGUAUGCAUGCACUUACCAGCCUGAAAGAAACAUUAUAUAGAAAUCAGGAAAAAUUGAUAAAGUAUGUAACAGACAGUGAAACUGUGGAGCCAGUUAUCUCCCAGUUGGUGACUGUACUUCUAAUCGGCUGCCAGGAUGCAAAUUCUCAAGCCCGACUACUUUGUGGGGAAUGUUUAGGUGAACUGGGAGCCAUAGAUCCCGGCAGGCUCGAUUUUUCAACAAGUGAAACUCAAGGAAAACAUUUUACGUUUGUGGCUGGUGUGGAGGAUCCAAAUUUUGCCUAUGGAUUAUUAAUGGAACUGACCAGAGCGUUCCUUGCUUAUGCUGAUAAUGUUCGUGCUCAGGAUUCUGCAGCAUAUGCGAUUCAGGAGUUAUUGUCUAUCUAUGACUGUAGAGAGACAAACACUGACUGCCCAGGCUCCAGGCUUUGGAGGAGGUUUCCUGAGCACGUGCAGGAGAUCUUGGAACCUCACUUAAACACACGGUACAAGAGUUAUCAAAAGGCUGUAAAUUGGUCUAAGAUGAAGCAGCCAAUUUACUUAAGCAAAUUAGGUGAUAAUUUUGCAGAAUGGUCGGCAACUUGGGCAGGUUAUCUUAUAACAAAGGUGCGACAUGAUCUUGCCAGAAAAGUUUUCGAUUGCUGCAGUAUUAUGAUGAAGAAUGACUAUAAAGUGACAAUUUAUCUGCUUCCACACAUCCUUGUCUAUGUUUUGUUGGGAUGCAGUCAAGAGGAUCAACAAGAGGUUUAUGUGGAGAUUAUGGCUGUUCUGAAACACGAUGACCAGUCUACCAGGAGACUUGAAGACAGUGCAUCUGAUCUAAGUCAGCUGAGCACGCAGACAGUGUUCUCCAUGCUUGAUCAUCUAACGCAGUGGGCUAGACAUAAGUUUCAAAUACUUAUUGCUGAGAAAAAUACUGGCAAGUCUAGCAAAGACAGAGGUGAUCUAAGAACAUCAAGUGAGGAUUAUGGAGAAUAUCAAAAUGUGACACGUUUUCUAGACCUCAUACCUCAGGAUACACUAGCUGUGGCUUCCUUUCGCUCUAAGGCUUACACAAGGGCUGUGAUGCACUUUGAAUCAUUCAUCACAGAGAAGAAACAAAAUAUUCAGGAACAUCUUGGGUUUCUUCAGAAAUUGUAUGCUGCUAUGCAUGAGCCCGAUGGAGUAGCUGGGGUGAGUGCAAUUCGGAAAGCAGAACCAUCUCUCAAAGAACAAAUCCUUGAACAUGAAAGUAUCGGCUUGUUAAGAGAUGCAACAGCCUGUUAUGAUAGGGCUAUCCAACUGGAACCUGAUCAGAUUAUUCAUUAUCAUGGUGUAGUGAAGUCCAUGUUAGGCCUUGGUCAGUUAUCUACUGUAAUUACUCAAGUCAAUGGAGUGCUUGCAAACAGGUCUGAAUGGAUUUCUGAAUUGAACACUUACAGAGUGGAAGCAGCCUGGAAACUGUCACGAUGGGAUUUACUGGAAAAUUAUUUGGCUUCAGAUGUGAAGUCCACGACUUGGAGUGUCAGACUAGGACAUUUAUUGUUAUCAGCCAAGAAGAAAAAUGAAGCAGCUUUUUAUGAAACACUCAAGGUUGUUCGAGCAGAACAGAUUGUACCCCUUUCAGCAGCAAGCUUUGAAAGAGGAUCCUAUCAGCGAGGAUAUGAACACAUCAUCAGGUUGCAUAUGCUGUGUGAGUUGGAACAUAGUAUUGGGCCAAUGUUUCAGCAACCUGAUGGUGACCACAGUAGAGAUUCCCUGAAUUGGUGUGCUCGUAUUGAAAUGACCCAAAACUCUUACAGAGCAAAAGAACCCAUUUUAGCACUGAGAAGGGCUUUGCUUAGUCUCAGUAAAAGCCAGGAUUACAGUGAGCUUGUUGGUCAGUGUUGGCUCCAGAGCGCUAGAGUUGCGAGAAAAGCUGGUCAUCAUCAGACUGCGUAUAAUGCUCUUCUGAAUGCUGGGGAAUCUACGCUCUCAGAACUUUAUAUAGAAAGAGCAAAGUGGCUCUGGUCCAAGGGUGAGGUUCAUCAAGCACUCAUUGUUCUCCAGAAGGGGGUUGAGUUGUGUUUCCCUGAAAAUAAAACACCGUGCAAUAGCAAAAAUCAGCUCAUCCAUGGUCGGGCAAUGCUGCUAGUGGGCAGAUUUAUGGAAGAAACUGCUAACUUUGAAAGCAAUGCAGUUAUGAAAAAGUAUAAGGAUGUUACGAUUUUCUUGCCAGAAUGGGAAGAUGGACAUUUUUAUCUUGCUAAAUACUAUGAUAAAUUAAUGCCGAUGGUAACUGACAACAAGAUGGAAAAACAAGGAGAUCUGAUUAGAUACAUAGUUCAUCAUUUUGGGAGGUCUCUACAGUAUGGAAACCAGUUCAUCUAUCAGUCAAUGCCAAGAAUGCUAUCUUUAUGGCUGGACUUCGGAGCAAAAGCAUAUGAAUGUGAUAAAGCUGGUCGUUCAGAACGUGUUCAAAUGAAAAAUGAUUUAGCUAAAAUAAAUAAGGUGAUUACAGAGCACACGAAUCACCUGGCACCUUACCAAUUUCUGACAGCCUUUUCUCAGUUAAUCUCCCGAAUCUGCCAUUCUCAUGAUGAAGUCUUUGCAGUUCUGAUGGUGAUUGUUGCUAAAGUGUUUUUAGCCUAUCCACAGCAAGCAAUGUGGAUGAUGACUGCUGUGUCCAAGUCCUCGUACCCUACGCGUGUCAAUAGAUGUAAGGAAAUUCUAAACAAAGCUAUUCACAUGAAGGAAUCUUUAGGAAAAUUUAUUGGAGAUGCAACACGCCUUACAGAUAAGCUAUUAGAACUAUGCAACAAACCGGUUGAUGGAAACAGCUCAACAUUAAGCAUGAAUAUUCAUUUCAAAACACUUAAGAGAUUAGUAGAAGAGCACACAUUUAGUGAAAUUCUCAUUCCCUUACAAUCUGUAAUGAUACCAACUCUUCCUUCAAUUCCUGGUACACAUGCUAACCAUGACCCUUUUCCUGGAUGCUGGGCCUACAUUGCAGGCUUUGAUGAUACGGUGGAAAUUCUUGCCUCACUGCAAAAGCCAAAAAAGAUCAGCUUAAAAGGUUCAGAUGGGAAAUCUUACAUUAUGAUGUGUAAGCCAAAAGAUGAUCUAAGAAAAGACUGUCGUCUCAUGGAAUUCAACUCCCUUAUUAAUAAGUGCUUAAGAAAAGAUGCAGAGUCCCGUAGGCGAGAACUCCAUAUUCGAACCUACGCAGUUAUUCCAUUAAAUGAUGAAUGUGGCAUAAUUGAAUGGGUGAACAAUACUGCUGGUUUAAGAAAUAUCCUGAUAAAACUUUAUAAGGAGAAAGGUAUCUAUAUGACCGGAAAAGAAUUGCGUCAGCAUAUGCUUCCCAAGUCAGCACCUUUGUCUGAAAAGCUGAAAAUGUUCAAAGAAGUCCUUCUGCCUCGUCAUCCUCCUCUCUUUCAUGAAUGGUUUCUUAGAACAUUUCCUGAUCCUACUUCAUGGUACAAUAGUAGGUCAGCCUAUUGUCGUUCUGUUGCAGUUAUGUCGAUGGUAGGUUACAUACUUGGUCUAGGAGACCGUCAUGGUGAAAACAUCCUGUUUGAUUCUUUGACUGGUGAAUGUGUGCAUGUGGAUUUCAACUGCCUUUUCAAUAAGGGAGAAACUUUUGAAGUUCCGGAAAUCGUUCCUUUUCGUCUCACUCACAACAUGGUUAAUGGAAUGGGCCCAAUGGGAACAGAAGGUCUCUUCCGAAGAGCUUGUGAAGUCACAAUGAGGCUUAUGCGUGAUCAAAGGGAGCCUCUAAUGAGUGUCUUAAAGACUUUUCUCCAUGAUCCUCUUGUGGAAUGGAGUAAACCUGUUAAAGGGAAUACAAAAGCACAGGUGAACGAAACUGGAGAAGUUGUCAAUGAAAAGGCCAAAACCCACGUCCUUGAUAUAGAACAACGGCUGCAAGGUGUCAUUAAGACUAGAAACAGAAUAAAAGGAUUACCCUUAUCUAUUGAAGGGCAUGUUCAUUACCUUAUUCAAGAAGCAAGUGAUGACAACCUGCUCUGCCAGAUGUAUAUGGGCUGGGCUCCAUAUAUGUGAAACUUGUUCACUUUGGAAUGAUACUAUUCACGAGUGAUGUAGCUGUAAUAUUCUUGAGAAGGUAUUAAUCAGUGCUAACUGGUUACUUCUGUUGAUUUCUGAUUGUAAGCAGCAGAACAGUCUUAUGAUCAAUCUGAAAUCUAUGUAAAAUAUACAAUACGCUUGCAAGUAUGUUUUGAAUACACUUGCAGAUCUGUAAGGUAUUACGACUUAUGUUUUGUAUACAUAUAGAAGGCAGUACAUAGGAACUGCUGAAAAAUUAGACUGUGCAAGUCUCUGCAAGUUUGUUACUCUAUGAAAAAUGUGUACAAUGUUGAAAGAAUGCACUCUAUAAAGUACUGUAUAUUUUUGUAAAGAUUUUUCUCAUUCAGCUUACUUGUAGAUUAGAAAAUCUGACAUUAAAGUUUUAUACUGA